This is a messenger RNA of Vollenhovia emeryi, 1711 nucleotides long. RefSeq names its product 1,5-anhydro-D-fructose reductase. Gene Ontology annotation, molecular function: aldose reductase (NADPH) activity. Bases 426 to 1394 code for a protein of 322 amino acids. The record is from RefSeq and is a predicted model, not a curated record. Gene Ontology annotation, cellular component: cytosol. The transcript has 4 exons. Lineage: Eukaryota; Metazoa; Arthropoda; Insecta; Hymenoptera; Formicidae.
ACAAAGAUAUAGAAAUAUUAACAAAGAUGAAUGAAUCUGAAAUAUUAACAAAGAUAUAGAAAGUCAGAUUUUUUAAGGGAUAUUUGUGAAUCCUUAGAUCCGUUUAUCAACCAAAAAAAUAUGACUGGAUUCAUAUAUGUAUAUACAUUUUAUUCCUACAAAGUUUCAGAUUUUUAGACAUUUUUCGCAGAAUUUUUCUCGACUUUUUCUAGGUUUUGUACUCGAUAGUAGUAUAGACAUUUUAUAUAGAAAGCUCUGAGGACGGUGGAAGUUGUGGAUGAGAGGCAAGUGGGAAGAGAAAAGUAGUGGGGAACGUGAAAGAGAGAGAAAACAGUGAGGUAUAAUACAGGAUACAUACAUGGUACAUACAAUACCGUUUUAAAACGGGCAGUCUGAUUUCUACGUUCUUACAAGACGCGUCGAAUAUGGUACAGAAUUCAAGCAUAUCUCUGCCAACAGGGCAAAAAAUGCCCAUUUUAGGAUUUGGAACAUGGAACGCAAGUGGAGAGGAGCUCGAAGUAGCUCUGAAUGCAGCUUUAGAGGCAGGAUACAGGCAUAUUGAUACCGCAACCGUUUACGAAAACGAACGAUAUAUUGGUAACGUUCUUAAGAAGUGGUUGGAUUCUGGUAGAAUUAAACGAUCUGACCUGUUUAUUGUCACUAAGGUUCCACCUUCUGGAAAUAGACCAGGUGACAUAAAAAAAUGGCUCGAGAGAUCACUUUCCAACUUGCAAUUGAGUUAUCUGGAUUUGUAUUUGGUGCACACUCCUUUCGCUUACGAAGAUGCUGGCGAAGUGCUGCAUCCAUUUAAUGACAAAGGAGAAAUCAGAAUUGACACAAAUACGGACCACUUAGAAAUCUGGUCAGUGAUGGAAAAACAAGUUUUAGAGGGGCGUACAAAGGCGAUCGGUUUAUCGAAUUUCAACAUAGCACAAAUAAAAAGGAUUUUGAAUAACGCCAAGUUACCCAUUUCGAAUUUGCAAGUUGAAUUGCACGUAUAUUUUCAGCAGCAGGAACUGGUAAAGUUUUGCCAAAAUAACGACAUCAGCGUAACAGCGUACGCGCCUCUAGGCACGCGUGGGUUCGUUGAUAAGAUAGGAAAGGGAGACCUUGUGCCAAAUUUAUUGCAAAAUGUUACUGUGUUAGAAAUUGCGGAAAAAUACGAUAAGACUCCUGCACAAAUAUUACUGAAACAUAUCGUUCAAAAAGGCAUUGCAGCCAUACCGAAAAGCACCAGUCCGUCAAGAAUUAAAGAGAACUUUGAGCUAUUUGAUUGGGAACUCGAAGUUGAAGAUGUCAACCAGUUAAGCGCUCUUGACAUGGGAGAAUCCGCACGUAUAUGCGAUUUCAGUUUUUUCAAGGGUCUCUCAAAGCAUCCGGAAUUUCCUUUCUAAGAUUAUGUUUUAAUUUUACUUCUUAUACGUUUACAUGUCUAUUCAUUUUUGUUAAUUCUCGUCGUCAUUGUAUAAUUGUUAUUAUAUACAGGGUGUUCCCUAAUUGCCGGAUGUCCCGUAGAAGGUAGAUAGACCGGGGCAGACUGAAUAGAAAAGUCCUAUAACAUUUUGCAAAAUUUGCAAUAGUUAUCGAGAAAUUAAUUUUAAUGUCUGAGCGAAUAGAAGACGGCAGCCUGGACUCAGCAGGCAACGGUAAGGUAUCAUCUGAUAGCGAAAGGUGGAGCGACGCGCCGAAAAAACGUUGCCUGCCGAGUCCG